AUGGAAAUUGACCGAGCUAAAUUCCUUUUGUAUUUUACAACAUUAAGUUCAAUCGCAUUUGGUUAUUCAUACGGAAAUGACAUUGAUUGUUUUAUUUUGGAAUCACUUAACAAGAAUUUUUUAGAUACAUGGGAAUUGUAUCAUGAUGCAAAAACAUAUAUAACUAACCAAGCUUUGCUAUCUACUUCAAAAUCUCCUAGAUCUUUGCCAAUCCUACCUGCUGAACCUAAUGCUCAUGGAUUCGUAUCUAACUCGACACCAAUCAGCAUUGGAAAUGGCGUUAUUGAUAUAACAUUUGAAUUGUUUGAUAAGAAAAAUUUUAAUAAAAAUGUUAAAUACCCCGAAUUAAGCCAAAAAGAGCUUCCUAAUCAAGGAUUCGGCCUAUGGCUUGAUACAUUUCAUUAUGAAGAUUCCCACACUAAUUCUGGCAUUUUAAUAAUCUUAAAUAUCGACGAACCACACAACAUUUUAUCUCUUUAUCUAAAACGAUUCCAAACAGAUGAAAUUACUGAACAGUUGAUAACUGGGCAAUACUUCUUAGAUAAACUUUUUUUCAACAAAAAACUAAGAUUGAAUAUAAUCGUCAAAAACAAAACUAUUGGAGUUAAUAUUAGGGGUGCGGGGACCACAUUGUAUAAAACUCAAUCAAUCGAACAUCAAUGGCCGGAAAGUGAAAAAAUGUUUUAUAUGGGCAUUCACGCGGAGAAUGGCGAAGAUACACAAUUUCCAAUUUGCAAUUCCAUUUUUGUAACUGAAUUGAAGGUGGAAGGGGCUAACUGUGAACUUUUUAAACAACUAGAAAACUUGCAAACUAAGCCAUCAGAUUUGGUCAUAGCCAGUGAAGACAAAAAAAAAAUUAUUAACGAAGAGUUUAUAGGGCUUAAUAAAAGGUUUGGAGCAAAUAGUUACGAAUCUUUUGGCCGAUUAAAACAAUUAUUUAGCGAAUAUGAGGAGAAUAUAAGACACGAGUACAAUGAAACUUUCUUCAAGCAAAUCAUGGAUUUGAAUAGGAAGUUGGACUAUUUAGUCUCAAUAACCCGUUUAAUAAAUGCAAAAAGUGUCGAUAAUGACAUUUUACAUAUUGAAAGCGUGGUAACUGAAAGCGUGGAGCAUAUGAAAGAUACCUUUGAUGUACAUCAUAGAAAUCAGAAUGAGAAGUUGAUUCAGAUACACGAACAACUGGGCAAACGCAGUGAUAAGAUCAUUAUAGAGACCUUACAACAGUUGGAAGGAACUAAAAGGGAUGGUUUUCCAUAUUAUACUUCAAAAAUCACAGUUUUCUUGUUGGUGCUACUGGCGGGCAUGGUAUUGACCACGCUAUUCGCCAUAUAUUUUAAGAUCUGGAAAAUGGAAAAGCGGCAUAUUUUGUAG
Molecule: messenger RNA, 1371 nt
Organism: Babesia microti strain RI
Lineage: Eukaryota; Apicomplexa; Aconoidasida; Piroplasmida; Babesiidae
Exons: 5
Coding region: 1-1371 (456 amino acids)
Source: RefSeq, a predicted model, not a curated record